Molecule: messenger RNA, 1359 nt
Organism: Prorocentrum cordatum
Lineage: Eukaryota; Dinophyceae; Prorocentrales; Prorocentraceae
Source: the annotation of a GenBank genome assembly
AUGGGGGUGCGCUUUGGCCUGGGUUUAGAGGCAGAUGCAGCCUUCGCCGCGGCGCGGCCGUUCAACUUCUGCGCGGGCCCCGCCGCACUGCCCGUCGAGCUGCUGCACCGAGUCGCGGAGCAGCUGGCCGACUUCGAGGGCACUGGCCUGAGCAUCAUGGAGAUGAGCCACAGGGACGCGGGCGGGCCGGUGCAGCGGAUGAUCCAGGACGCGACGUUCGCCGUCAGGACGAUCCUGGAGGUCCCGGCCUCCUACGACAUCAUAUGGCAGCAGGGCGGCGCGCACGGGCAGUUCGCGGCAGUGCCGCUGAACCUGCUGGGGGAGAGGCGCUCCGCAGACUACGUGGACACCGGAGUGUGGUCGCAGAAGGCGAUGGCCGAGGCGUCGAAGUACUGCGAGGUGAGAAUCGCAGCCGCGACGGAGGCGUCGUGCCAUAGCGAGAUUCCCCCAGUGGAGUCUUGGGACCUUUCGGAGGAUUCGGCGUACGUGCACAUCUGCGCAAACGACACGAUCUACGGCCUCGAGUUCCUGCAGGACCCUGACGUGGGCGACAAGCUGCUCGUGGCCGACUUCACUUCCACCUUGUUGUCCCGGAGGGUCAACUUCGACAGGUAUGCGGCGAUCUACUGCUCAGCUGGAAAGAACCUUGGCACGGCAGGCGUGUGCUUGGUCGUGGUGCGGAAGGAUUUGCUGGGGCGGGCACGGGCGAACACGCCCUGCAUCCUCGAUUGGACCGCCUACUCGCAAACGGCUCCAGUGCCAUCCCUCCUGAACACGCCGCCAGUGUUCCCCCUGUACAUUCGGGACGGACGAACUGUCCUCAGGCACCUCUUGGAGCAGUGGGGCACCAGCGGCACCGGAGCACUCGCCGCGCUGGAGUCGCGAGCUGAGGCGCGCGCGCGGCGCCUCUACCGCGAAGUGGACGAGUCCGGCGGCUUCUAUACGAACCACGUGUCGGACGCGAACCGCUCUCGCGUCACCAUCUGCUUCCGCUUCGGCGCGGACGCGGGCAUGCUGCGGGAGUGGGACGGUAGCAUCACCUCGAUCGCGCAGCCGACGCAGCUCGAGGCGCGGUUCCUGGCGGAGGCCCAGGACCGCGGGCUGCUGCAGCUGGGGGGGCACCCCGCCUUUGGUGGCAUCCGCGUCUGCCUGUACAACGCAGUGCCCGACGCUGCGGUGGACGAGCUGGUGUGCUUCAUGCGCGCCUUCCGCGAGGCCAGGGCGGACGCCCGCGGGCUCGCGGCAAAGGCGGGCCUGGUCGCCGACGGCGGCGCUUCCGAGGCGCCGACGGAGCUGGCGCCAAGCGCGUCGAGCCCCUCGUUGGCGGAGUGCUCCUCGGGCCCCUCUACGCCCCGGUAG